Messenger RNA from Aspergillus eucalypticola CBS 122712, 406 nucleotides. RefSeq lists its product as uncharacterized. The record is from RefSeq and is a predicted model, not a curated record. Lineage: Eukaryota; Fungi; Ascomycota; Eurotiomycetes; Eurotiales; Aspergillaceae. The coding region runs from base 39 to 266 and encodes 75 amino acids. The transcript has a single exon.
GCGACUUUCCUUGGUAGGAAACGCCAUCUACUCUCUUUAUGACCCUUUGCCUAUUUUUUAUCUUCUCGUCUUCACCCCCUAAUUUGAUACUUCUGGUUCGACAAAUGGGCAAUUACUAUCUGCUGAUUGAGAACUCCUCUAGACUACUUCUGGAUCAAAUCCCGAUUGUGUCCGAUAAGAACUUAGAAGGGGGGAGGGGGAAACCAAAAGAAAUGUUAAUGGAGGGGAGGGACACAUCAACACCGACUUGCGACAAUCACUGUUGAUCAAAAUUAACGCCGGCUGGUUUGGUGCAGGAUGCAUUACGCAAGCAGCCCGCUAGGCCAAGCACUGUCUUACCCGCGUUCAGCGGCCACUUGCUCAUAGCGCCGCCGCAAAGGUCCCUUGCGGGUGGGGAAUGCGGCGA